Saccharomyces mikatae IFO 1815 is the source of this 1971-nucleotide messenger RNA. RefSeq names its product Puf6p (gene PUF6). Lineage: Eukaryota; Fungi; Ascomycota; Saccharomycetes; Saccharomycetales; Saccharomycetaceae. The record is from RefSeq and is a predicted model, not a curated record. The transcript has a single exon. Gene Ontology annotation, biological process: regulation of translation. Bases 1 to 1971 code for a protein of 656 amino acids. Gene Ontology annotation, cellular component: nucleolus. Gene Ontology annotation, molecular function: mRNA binding.
AUGGCACCUUUAACAAAGAAGAUAAGAGGAAAACGUUCCGCUAAAGAAGUUGGCUCCACGGAGAAGAAAUUAGCCAAGAAACCUAGAAUUUCUAUUGACUCGUCUGAUGAGGAAUUAGAACAGGCCAGUAGGAAGAACACUGAUUCUUCUUCAUCUGAAAAUGAUGAUUUAGAUAGUAGUGACGCGGGUGCAGAAGACGAAGAUGUUGACGAAUUAGAUAUUUCUGAUGACAGUGAUGAAGAUGAUGACGAAGGUAAGGACGAGGACAAGGAAGGAAAAGAUAAAUCCGAGGGAGGUGAAGGUGGUAACCAUACCGAACAGAGAAAACUAUUAAAGGAAAGAAAAAUGCAAAGAAAAUCUGGUACCCAAGUUCAACAAAUUAAAUCUGUCUGGGAAAGAUUACGUGUAAAGACUCCACCUCUACCAAAGCAAAUUCGUGAAAAACUAUCCAAUGAAAUUUGGGAACUAUCCAAGGAUUGUAUCAGUGAUCUUGUCUUAAAGCACGAUGCUUCUCGUAUUGUUCAAACGCUAGUCAAGUAUUCCUCCAAAGAACGUCGUGAGCAGAUCGUCGAUGCUCUGAAGGGUAAGUUCUAUGUUUUAGCCACAUCUGCAUACGGUAAAUAUCUACUGGUUAAAUUACUGCAUUAUGGCUCUAGAACUUCAAGACAAACUAUAAUAGACGAAUUACACGGUUCAUUGAGAAAAUUAAUGAGACAUCGUGAAGGUGCCUAUGUUGUUGAAGAUUUAUUUGUUCUUUAUGCCACCCAUGAACAAAAACAACAAAUGAUUAAAGAAUUUUGGGGUUCCGAAUAUGCUGUAUUCAGAGAAACCCACAAAGAUUUAACUAUAGAAAAAGUUUGUGAAAGUAGCGUUGAGAAAAGAAAUAUUAUUGCCAGAAAUUUGAUCGGUACCAUUACCGCAUCAGUUGAAAAAGGUUCUACCGGCUUCCAAAUUUUACAUGCCGCUAUGAGAGAAUAUGUGAAAAUUGCCAACGAAAAAGAAAUUUCUGAUAUGAUCGAAUUACUCCAUGAACAAUUCGCUGAGUUAGUGCACACUCCAGAAGGUUCCGAUGUUGCUUGUACUUUGGUUGCCAGAGCUAAUGCCAAGGAAAGAAAACUGAUUCUAAAGGCUUUGAAAAAUCACGGGGAAAAAUUAAUCAAGAAUGAGUAUGGUAAUAUUGUUUUCAUUACUAUUUUGAACUGUGUUGACGAUACAGUUUUGGUAUUCAAGACUUUCAGUCCUACUGUUAAGGAACAUUUACAAGACUUCAUAAUCGAUAAGUUUGGUAGAAGACCAUGGCUAUACAUUCUAUUAGGUUUAGAUGGUAAAUAUUUCUCUCCCAUUGUCAAGAAUGAACUAUUGAGAUACAUUAAAUUAUCCGAAGCCACUUCCAAGAAGGAUCCUUUACAGAGAAGACAAGAACUUUUAUCCAGAUUUGCCCCCAUGUUCUUGACCACCAUAUCAAAACACUACUCUGAUAUAUUAAGAGAAAACUUAGGCUGCCAAUUCAUUGCUGAAGUCUUAAUAAACGAUGAGUUGUACGCCCAGUUGAGUGAAAAAGAUCAAGGAAAGUAUCAAGAUGUCUUGAGCGACAUUCUAACCAUCUUUAAAGGUGACAUAACUGAAGAAGAACAUCCAAUACAUAGAGCCUUCUCUACUAGAUUAUUGAAGGCGUUAAUUCAAGGUGGUAAAUGGAAUAACAAGGAAAGAAAGGUUGAACCUCUAAAGAAUGUUCAAGGAUUAGGCGUCUCAUUUGCUCACAAAUUAUACGACGAAAUUAUCAACUCUUCCAAUUUAUUGGAAUGGAUCAAUAAUGCCGAUAGUUCAUUCACAAUUGUGGCAUUGUAUGAAACGUUGAAAGAUCAAAAGGAAGGAAAGCUAUUUUUGAAGGAUUUGAAAGAAGUUCAAAGUAAUAUAAUUACUGACGAAAAUAAUAAAGGAUCUCACCUUCUGCUUAAACUCUUAAAAUAG